CAUUUUGGGGUCGCCGUGCAACAGUUGAACUCGCUCGUACGACCAGGCUACUGUAGCACGCACGGGAGCAGUUGGCCACGAACUUCUCACGACAUUCAUACGACAGAUCGGUAGCUGUGAUUGACAGGCAUGGCAGACGACAGCAUCGCGGGCAAGUGGAAGCUGGAUCGCAGCGAGAAUUUUGAAGAGUUCCUCGAAGAAAUGGGUGCUCCAUGGAUAGCCCGUAAGGCCGCAGCAAAGUCUAGUCCGACUCAGGAAAUCAUCAUCAACGGGGACCAGAUAGAGAUAAAGAUCAGUUCCAUCAUGUCAACCAACAUCAUGAAGUUCACCAUUGGAACUGAGUUUGAAUCCGAGUGGGCUAAAAACAAAAGCAAGGCCAUAGCUAAUUGGGAGGACGGUAAGCUUGUUUUGAAAGAGAACGGCGCGAACGGAGAGAUCGUCACUACCCGCCAUGUUGAGGGAGGUGAACUGAUGAUGAUCCUCAACACCCCCAAGGGAGUCGUCUGCAAACGAAUUUUCAAGAAGUCUGAGUGACGGGCCACACACCUACCUGGCAACCAUAGGGACCGCAGUACACAAUACACCUGGUCAGCAGAGGACCAACAAAACAUUAAGAAUUAACAAAAGUCCUUAGAUACAACACAAUUAUUUUCUAAUAAUAGUUUGAUACCAUUUCUUUAUCUCUAAUAUGUAUACAUAUCAACAGCAUGUUAUGAACUAUCAAGGAAAUAUUAAAGAACUAAAAUAGAAUAUGAAUAAACAACAUGAACUAUCAUAGAUAGAUUUAGUAAUAACAAAAUAUGGAGUUACUAGUAAUUCUUCAGAUUUUCAUUAUUAACAUUUCCCAUCCAAACACAUUGUUUUGAACGAGGAUUAAUGAUUUAAUAAAGCAAUAUGAUAUUCACCACAAUUUUCCCGAAGCAUUAUGUAGGUGUAUUAUCAACUUUAUCAUGUGUAUCAAUUAUCAUACAUAACAGUGUUAUAACGUUUCAUUUAAGAAUCAUGUGAGGAUUAAAAAGUCAUCAAAUAAAAUUGACCAACACAA
Messenger RNA from Branchiostoma floridae (Florida lancelet), 1045 nucleotides. Its product is annotated as sodium/calcium exchanger regulatory protein 1-like. The transcript is spliced from 4 exons. Bases 130 to 534 code for a protein of 134 amino acids. Gene Ontology annotation, molecular function: fatty acid binding. Gene Ontology annotation, biological process: fatty acid transport. Gene Ontology annotation, cellular component: cytosol; nucleus. The record is from RefSeq and is a predicted model, not a curated record. Lineage: Eukaryota; Metazoa; Chordata; Leptocardii; Amphioxiformes; Branchiostomatidae.